CAAUCAGACGUUGGCAAAGGUGAAGGUCGUAGUUUAACGAAGGUUGUAGCCGACGAUUCAAGUUUCGAUUAUAUCCUGUUUGCAAACUGACUUGACAACAUAGACAUGGCAUCGACAAUACGACCAGCGUUAAAGACUCAACAGUCGUGGAAGAAUCUUCAAGAAUUCUUCGAUAAAAAUGGGAAGAGCAUCAACAUGCUUGAGAUGUUUAAAGCUGAUCCUGAGAGAUUCAAGAAAUUUAGCAUCAGUACAAAAUUGAAUGACAAAGAAGGGGAACUACUGUUUGACUUCUCUAAGAAUCUUGUCAAUGAAGAUGUCAUGAAACUUCUCUUUGAUCUGGCUCGGGAGAGAAAGGUGGAGGAGAUGAGGAAUGCCAUGUUUGGUGGCGAGAAGAUCAACUUUACCGAGGAUAGAGCUGUCCUUCAUAUUGCCUUGAGAAACAGGUCAAAUAAACCAAUCAUGGUUGCCGGAAAAGAUGUGAUGCCAGAUGUGAAUCAUGUGUUACAACAUAUGCGCAAGUUUACCACGAUGGUUCAGUCUGGGGAAUGGAAAGGUCAUACAGGAAAACCAAUCAAAAGUGUUGUUAACAUUGGUAUUGGUGGAUCUGAUCUGGGCCCCUUAAUGGUAACUGAAGCCCUGCAGCCAUACCAAUGUGGACCCAAUGUUUAUUUUGUUUCGAAUAUAGAUGGAACGCACAUGGCUAAAACAUUAAAAUGUCUCGACCCAGAAACCACUUUGUUCAUCAUAGCUUCCAAGACAUUCACAACCCAGGAAACCAUAACAAAUGCCAAUUCUGCUAAAGCUUGGCUGUUGGAGAAGAUGAAUGGAGAUACAAAUGCUGUUGCAAAACAUUUUGUUGCCCUCUCAACUAAUGAUAAAUUGGUGAAAGAGUUUGGAAUUAAUGAAGCUAACAUGUUUGAAUUUUGGGAUUGGGUAGGAGGAAGGUACUCCCUAUGGUCAGCUAUUGGAAUGUCUAUAGCUUUGUUUAUUGGAAUGGACAACUUUGAACAACUUCUUGCAGGAGCUCAUUAUAUGGAUCAACACUUUUUAAACACCCCCUUAGAACAAAAUAUUCCGGUGAUUUUAGCACUGCUGGGCGUGUGGUAUAAUAACUUUUUUGGGGCAGAGACACAGGCACUGUUACCAUAUGAUCAGUACCUGCAUAGAUUUGCUGCAUAUUUUUAUAACUGGGGCAAAGGAAAAGUAAUUGGGAAGUAUGUAACAAGAAGUUACAAACAGGUUGAAAUUUUCAAAAAUUUGGGCCUAUCGGUUUGGGGGGAACCUGGGGAAAUAAAAGGACAACACGCAUUUUAUCAACUUAUACAUCAAGGAACUAGAUUAAUACCAUGUGAUUUUCUGAUGCCUGUUCAAACACAAAAUCCCAUACAGAAUGGACUGCAUCAUGAGAUUUUGACUGCAAACUUUCUAGCCCAGACUGAGGCUUUAAUGAAGGGCAAAACAGAAGCUGUAGCAAGAGCUGAACUUGAGGCGGCCAAAAUGUCUCCUGAUGAUAUAAACCAUAUCUUACCUCAUAAGGUUUUCCAAGGCAACAGACCUAGCAAUUCUAUACUUGUGCAAAAAGUAACCCCUUUUACCUUAGGAUCUCUAAUAGUUAUGUAUGAGCACAAGAUAUUUACCCAGGGAGUGAUUUGGGACAUCAAUUCAUAUGAUCAAUGGGGUGUUGAGUUGGGCAAGCAGCUUGCAAAGGCAAUUCAACCAGAACUACGCGGUACAAACCCCGUAAACACCCAUGAUGCUUCCACAAAUGGACUUAUCAACUAUAUAAAGGCACGCAAAUGAGCGAUACAUUUAUGUCAAUCUAGAGACAUAUAAAAUUCUCGACACUGCUUCUUAGAAAAAUUAUCAAUCCAUGCGCCAAAUGCUACAUAGAGUUGAAUAAAAUUGUAGAUAUCCAUUUGCUUAUCAUUAUUACAAACUGUUACCCUUACAAAUACAAUAAACAAAAGUUGUUGCGAUUAUAUAUAUAUUUGUGGAAUACUUUACAACAGAUAAAAGAAACAAUGAAAGGUUUUUAUAACUAACAAAAAAUGGCAAUGAUUUUAUAAAUCUUAAUUUUUUUUUUAUUUUUUUUUUUUUUGGAUGGGGCGGGGGCAGGAAAUUUCAAAUGUAAAAAAAAAAGACUACUUGUGAUUCAAAAUUCACUUGAUAUAUAGGAUUUUUAUCUUGAAAUAAUAUUAUCAUUUGGAUACAUGUUAACAUAAUUAGAUCUGUUACUUUUACAAUUGCAGGGAAUUUUUUUCCAUUCUUAAAGUGCUAUUUGUUAUUUCAGUGGUUUAUGUUAUCUGUCUAUAUAAUAUCAAAACUACAUUUUCAUUUUUUUACAUAGAUUUCUAUUGUUAUUCUUUUUCCACUAUUAAUGCAUGCUUGGAAUUUACAUGACAUCUGCACUGAACACUUUGAAUCAAAUAAUUCAUGUUUUAUUUACUUGUUGGUGAAAUGUUUUUAUUUCCUUCAAUUUUUAUGUUGCUGCUGUUGUUAAAUAUAAGUUAUAACAUGAGUUGAUAUGUCUUUAUGACUUCUUAUGUACUUCUUUUGUUCUUUAACACAGACAGUACAUAUAGUGCCAUAUUUAAUUGUAUUUCUUCAUGAUAGUAGCUGAACCCAUUUUGCUUAUACACACUAUGGCCAGGGGUGAAGAGGGCAAUGCACUUGUAACAUCAUAAUUAUAUGCAUUUUGAAAGGUAUUUACCUCCUAAUGUCAGUUGAAAAUUACAAUGCAGUUGUUUCAGGUGCAAAUUGUGUAUCAUAGUUACGUUCCUGGAGACAAGUCUGUAAAAUGUGAACAAAUAUUGUGAAAUGCUGAAUAUUUUUUACUUCAAAGUGCUUUUAAUGGCUGUUCCAUUGUGUUUAACACUUAAACAUUUUGUUAGUUUGAAUUUUUAGGGCUACCUUAGGUAAAUAAAAAUCUUGAUAUUUUGGUAAGGAAUAAACAAUAUGCAGUCUGCUUCUUAUAUAUAUAUAUAUAUAUAUAUUAUAUAUAUAAUAAUAUUAUAUAUAUAAUAUAUAUAUAUAUACAAAUUUUUUAUAAACAUAGCUUCUGAAGGCAUAGCUUCUUACUAUCUAUAAGAUAUUGCAUUUACUAUGAUAUUUUAACAGGAAUAAUGACCUGUGAUGUAUAUAUUGUAUAAUUUAAAUUGUUUAAUGUAUUUUAAGCAGAAUUAACACUUUACAGUCAAACCUGUGGAAAAGGCUACCUGUAAAUAAAGACCACUCUGUUAAUAAAGGCCACAAUUUGACAACACUGAAUGGAAUCAAUAGAACAGAAUAACCUCCAAAUACAGACCACUUGUCUAGAAAGGCCAUGCUUGGUCUCGCCUUUAGAUGGCCCUUAUUCACAGGUUUUACUGUAGUGUGUUAAAGGAUUGUUAAGCAGAUUUUUUCAAAUUUUAUUUUAUAGAAAUCAGUUGUAUUGUUGAUUGAACAUUUACUGGUGGUUGAAAUUUGAGAAAUAUUGAAAUAAUUUAAAAACACUUUUAAAAUCUGUCAAUGUUAUUGCAAAAUUUUCAAAAGUGUCUAAUUGAAAAGUUCAAAUUCUUAUGAAAUUGUUGAAAAGAUGUGUUCCUAUAUAUUUUUUUGGUUAGAAUUUGAAAUAAAUGAUGGAAUUAAAAAUCAAGGUGAGACAAUAUCUGAAUCAGUAUUAAUUGAUAUUUUUUUUUCGGUUAAAAUUCCAUCUUUAUACAUGUAUAACACAGUUUUUGUUGUGAAUUACAGAUUAUAUGUUGCCUACAAUACAAUUGUUGUGAUAUAAGAUGUUUUAUUGA
Molecule: messenger RNA, 3782 nt
Organism: Ruditapes philippinarum (Manila clam)
Lineage: Eukaryota; Metazoa; Mollusca; Bivalvia; Venerida; Veneridae
Product: glucose-6-phosphate isomerase-like
Exons: 18
Coding region: 106-1800 (564 amino acids)
Biological process (GO): gluconeogenesis; glucose 6-phosphate metabolic process; glycolytic process
Cellular component (GO): cytosol
Molecular function (GO): glucose-6-phosphate isomerase activity; carbohydrate derivative binding; monosaccharide binding
Source: RefSeq, a predicted model, not a curated record